AUGUUUGGAAAUCCAAUCCACCAUGUUUAUAUUGCUGAUGGUUUCAUGGAUGAUGUUGAAGAAUUGAUACAAAAGUGCUUACAGAGACAGGAUGUAAUAGAUUUUCAAUCAUUCUGCAUUGUAUGGAAAGAGAUGGACAUUGGAUGUCUGUACAAUGGUAGAACAUCAGCUGCUGAAGUAGCAGAACUAUCCGAGGAAGUUCUACAGAUUGCAAAGCACUAUAUGCUUGCUAAUACAAGUAAUUACGAGGAGUCGGUCGCGGGUCUAUUCCUGGUUUACAGCCUACUGAAUACGCAACCAUACCCUGGGUUCGCGGCAUUGCGCCUGGUGCCAGAAGAUGUGACCGCCAUCAGUCGACUGGAAACUGUAGCUAGAAGGGAGAGGAGACAUGACGUUCUCUACAUUCUCGCUUCAGUUCUCAUCAAGGGCCCCUGCCAGUACCACGCUGCGGAAAGGGAGAGGGGACUGGAGGCUCCAAUAAAGAAGUAUUUAGAUGGUUUCAAAAGUAUUGACAGCAUUCGCGGUGUGCGCCCGAAGGGCGUCUUCUAUCGGCAGAACGAGGAGCUGGACAUCAUCAGGGAGCUGGGCAACCUCACAAAGCGCUACUCCGAAGCGAAGGAGGCGGUGGACGGUGCAACAUCGGACAGGAGCCUCCAGUAUAUCAACGAGGAGCUACCGUUCGAACUGAACACCUCGCUGAGGAGAAUCAUCAGCGGCGGCGCCGACGAGGAAGAGGAUGAAAAUGUUUCAGACGACGUCGACGAUCGAGACAGGGAAGACCACCACGCCUUGGUGGAGUCGAUCAAAUCCAGAGCAAUGAAGGACGCCGUUAACCCAAUGAAGCACCUCGUUGGAGUCGAGGAUAGGAAGCGUCAAGCGAAACCGAACCAGAAGCAGCAGAAGAUUAAGAGCGACAUAAAAUCGAAACCCGGCAAGCUGAAGAGGAGCAGCCCCACCAAGCCCCACAACUCGCCGAACAAACGGAGACCAUCACCCAAGGGGAAUAAGGGGAAGAGGACCAAAGCGAAUACCGAGAAAGGCGGUAACAACGCAGAGACGUCUGGAAACAAGGACAUCGAGAUGAACGAGUCCCGUAUGGAAAUAUUACCCGAGGGGACAGAACUGCCUGAUGAUGACGUGGUAGAGUGCACAGAUGAGGGCUCUGGUAACGUCGCGAUCAGCUCUCUGCCCCCGCUGAGAAGAACCGGCAACAUCGGACCGACAGUAGUGAUAGAGGUCCUGGACGAAUGCGGCAAGAAAGCGAAAGGGAAGGGGAAAGGGCAAGGCAAAAGAGUCGUCGCGAACCGUCAAAGCGGUCUGCCCGACCUGGAUGCUUUAUUCCCAGCAGAGACGAGCAACGCCCACGGCGAAUGUAGCACGUCAACGCACGUCGAGGAAUAUGAUUUGACCGCCGAUGAUGAGGGAAAAAAAAAGACGAACGACAGGCCCAGGAAACUGAAGAAGACCCACCUGAAAUCGAAAUUCAAACGUAUGGGCAUGCUGCCGGUGGCGAAUUUCGGGGAGCCACAAAAUCAG
Iphiclides podalirius (scarce swallowtail) is the source of this 1536-nucleotide messenger RNA. The record is from the annotation of a GenBank genome assembly. Lineage: Eukaryota; Metazoa; Arthropoda; Insecta; Lepidoptera; Papilionidae.